Molecule: messenger RNA, 596 nt
Organism: Leguminivora glycinivorella
Lineage: Eukaryota; Metazoa; Arthropoda; Insecta; Lepidoptera; Tortricidae
Gene: Rpb11
Product: DNA-directed RNA polymerase II subunit RPB11
Exons: 4
Coding region: 137-490 (117 amino acids)
Biological process (GO): transcription by RNA polymerase II
Cellular component (GO): RNA polymerase II, core complex
Molecular function (GO): DNA binding; protein dimerization activity
Source: RefSeq, a predicted model, not a curated record
CUGUUAUCUGUGGUAAGUUAGUGUUUUGAGCUUAGAACGCGUAUUGCAUAGUUUUGGCGAUUUUUGCUUAAAAAUUCCUUCUUUCUGCAUAAACUAGCCUUCAGGAUCGUGUAAAACUAGCAUAUAAUAUUUAACUAUGAACGCACCACCGACAUUCGAAUCCUUCCUUUUAUACGAAGGAGAACAAAAAGUUCAAAAAGAAGAGGAUACGAAAGUCACAAAUGCCGCAAUAUUUACUGUCAACAAAGAGGACCAUACUCUUGGAAACAUGAUUAGACAUCAACUGUUGAAAGAUCCGAAGGUUCUGUUUGCGGGCUACAAGGUGCCACAUCCUCUGGAGCACAAAUUUGUGCUGCGCAUCCAGACCACCUCCGAUUACACGCCACAAGAGGCCUUCAUGAACGCUAUCACUGACCUAACAUCAGAAUUGUCCUUGUUUGAAGAAAGAUUUAAAGAAGCCAUCAAGGAGAAGAAGGACGGAUUAGAUUAAAUGUAGGAAUUAAAAUUAAUAAUAUCGUAAGUUUAAAAUAUUUUUCAUGAAUUAAGAAAUAUUUGUAUUCUCAUUUUAAAGAUGAAUAAAUAAAGACAUUCAUUAA